This is a messenger RNA of Schistocerca nitens (vagrant locust), 3426 nucleotides long. RefSeq names its product DIS3-like exonuclease 2. The record is from RefSeq and is a predicted model, not a curated record. The transcript has 16 exons. Lineage: Eukaryota; Metazoa; Arthropoda; Insecta; Orthoptera; Acrididae. Gene Ontology annotation, biological process: mRNA catabolic process; miRNA catabolic process. Bases 127 to 3141 code for a protein of 1004 amino acids. Gene Ontology annotation, molecular function: 3'-5'-RNA exonuclease activity; RNA binding. Gene Ontology annotation, cellular component: P-body; exosome (RNase complex).
GGGUUCAUCUUUUUUAUGGAGUGUAUUGUAAUUGUACGAGAUGUGUUGUGCGGCGACAGUGUGAUUGCAACUACUGAUGCAAAUUUUUAGAAGUUAUAUUUCGCUUUCAGUAAGACAGUUAAUGUAAUGGGCGAAGACAUGGGUGUAAUUCCAGUAGAUACGAGUGAUUUUCCUGAAAUUACGGAAACAGUAUCAGAUGUUAUGAAAGAGCUUACAGUUACCGAGACGGACAAUAUAACAGUACAAGCGGAAGACUUGAUAAAUGUAGGUGUAAGUUGUCUAGAAGAGGCCGAAGGUGACAUUGUCUGCACUGAAGAAAAACGAAAGAAAAGACAUAGGAUAAGGAAGAGAAAGCCCAAGAACAAGACGGAUACAGGCUCUGAAAGUAAGACAGUUAAUGUAAUGGGCGAAAACAUGGGUGUAAUUCCAGUAGAUAGCAGAGAUUUUCCUGAAAUUACGGAAACAGUAUCAGAUGUUACGAAAGAGCUUACAGUUACCGAGACGGACAAUAUAACAGUACAAGCAGAAGACUUGAUAAAUGUAGGUGUAAGUUGUCUAGAAGAGGCCGAAGGUGACAUUGUCUGCACUGAAGAAAAACGAAAGAAAAGACAUAGGAUAAGGAAGAGAAAGCCCAAGAACAAGACGGAUACAGGCUCUGAAAGUAAGACAGUUAAUGUAAUGGGCGAAAACAUGGGUGUAAUUCCAGUAGAUAGCAGAGAUUUUCCUGAAAUUACGGAAACAGUAUCAGAUGUUACGAAAGAGCUUACAGUUACCGAGACGGACAAUAUAACAGUACAAGCAGAAGACUUGAUAAAUGUAGGUGUAAGUUGUCUAGAAGAGGCCGAAGGUGACAUUGUCUGCACUGAAGAAAAACGAAAGAAAAGACAUAGGAUAAGGAAGAGAAAGCCCAAGAACAAGACGGAUACAGGCUCUGAAAGUGGCCAUAAUGGAAGCCCACGAAAAACUACCAACAAAGCACAGGGCUUUGAAAAAUACCUUCCGCAAAGAGAGAUAGAGGAAGGACUCCAGAAUGGUACACUAAUUAAGGGUAUUAUCCGCAUAAACCAGAGGAACUACAAGGAGUCAUACAUAAGUAACCCUGAUGGGCAGAUGGAUAUUUUUAUAUCUGGUGUUCAGAAGAGAAAUAGAGCACUUGAAGGAGAUGAAGUUGUUGUAAAAUUAGAACAGUCUUCAGAGUGGAAGCUUCAGUCAAAUGGCUGCUAUCAAAAAACAGGAAAGGUUGUCUUCAUCUCUGUACGCAAUCAUUUGAAAGUUGCUGUAGGUACGCUGAAAAAAAUGGGUGAUGAGAACUCUCAUUGUGCUCUCUUUAGCCCACGUGAUGCUCGAAUUCCUCGUAUGAAGAUUCCUCUGUAUGGAUGCCCUCUUGAGUUCUUGGUAUAUCCUGAAAAAUUCAAAAAUAUUAUAAUUCUAGCAAAAAUGGUAGAGUGGAGCAAUGUAAAUUAUGCUCUUGGAGAAAUUAUUCAACUGGUAGGAGAAGUUGGUAAUAAGGAAGCUGAGACCACAGGUAUUCUGUUGGAGCACGGACUUGAUGUUACUCCAUAUUCAGAUGAUAUGAAAGGUUAUUUCCCUCAAGCGCCGUACCAUAUCAGCGAAGAGGAAAUACAAAAACGAGUUGAUUUGAGGAAGGAGUGCAUUUUCACUAUUGAUCCAAAGACUGCGAAAGAUCUGGAUGAUGCUGUCUCGUGUAAAUUACUGGAAAAUGGAAAUUUUGAAAUAGGAGUUCACAUUUCAGAUGUUACACACUUCUUAACAGCAGAGACUCCUUUGGAUGACAUUGUUUCAAAGAAAGCUACCAGUGUAUAUCUUGUUGAUGCGGUUCAUCACAUGCUCCCAAAAGAACUGUGUAUGCUAUGCUCUCUAUUACCUGGUGAAGAUAAAUUGACAUAUUCUGUAAUAUGGGAAAUGACUCCAAAUGCUGAAAUACUGUCUCAGCAUUUAACACGUUCUGUCAUAAAUUCCUGCUCACAACUUGCUUAUGAACAUGUUCAGGCAAUGAUUGAAAACCCAGACAAACAGUGGACAAAAGAGGACCUACCACCAUUAGCUGGAGGCUUUGAGCCCAAAGAUAUCCUUUCUCGUGUUCUGUGGCUCCAUAAAUUAGCAUUAAUAUUGCGAAAGCGGCGAUUUGAUGGAGGAGCUCUAAAAAUUGACCAGACUAAAGUAUUCUUCUCAUUGGAUGAGUUAGGUCUACCAGUGGCAUAUAACUGUUAUGUCCAGAAUGAUUCACAUAGGUUAAUUGAAGAGUUUAUGCUGCUGGCCAAUAUGUGUGUUGCUAGGCAAUUACAUAUUGAUCAUCCUCAACUUGCAUUUUUGCGAUGCCAUCCAGGACCUGUUACUUUAAUGUUGAGUAAGGUAAAGGCCACAUUUGAGAAGCGGGGAAUUCACCUAGACGUAUCGUCAGCUGGUGCGCUACAAACAUCAAUGUGGCGCUACAGUGGAGAUGAUUUUGUUAGCCGAGCUCGCAUGAUGGUCAUUUCUUCAUUAUGUGCCCGUGCCAUGUCAAGAGCGAAAUAUUUCUGCUCAGGUUUUGUCCAAGAUGAAGAUGACUAUAACCAUUAUGCCUUGAAUGUUGCUCGGUACACUCAUUUUACCUCACCUAUCAGGAGGUAUGCUGAUGUAAUGGUGCACAGAUUGCUUGGAGCCUCUCUAGGAUACCAUGACACUCCAAAGUGGACAAAAGAGUUUGUCCAAAGGAUAGCAUUGAAUUGCAACAACAAGAAGUAUGCUGCAAAAUUAGCUGGAGAAGAAAGUGUAAAAUUAUUUCUUUAUCUGUAUUUAAAAAUCAAUGGACCUCUUGAAGAUGAUGCUGUUGUUAUAGAUGUGAAAGACCAUUCAUUUGAUGCUGUUGUAUGUAGUAAUGGACUCACUCAACGAGUUUAUGUUGAUAAACUGGAUGCAGAUGUUGAAUUUGAAUCCCAGAAGGAUUUCUCAUUCUUGAAAAUAGCAUGGAAGUCAUCAAAGAAUUUGAAUAACAUAUUCUGCCAAGUAAUUGAGAUAUUCAGCUUAGUUCGUGUGAGACUGACAGCUGCAAAAGAGCAGACUAAAAUUCUGGCCGAGCUGAUAGAUCCUCAGAAUGCUAAUACCAAUAAUGUCAGCAAUGUUGAUGGAUGUUUGACAUGACAGUAUUCAAAGUGACUCACUUUAUUUUGUGUUUGUUGUGAGUUUUCUAGACUCCAGUUGGUAACAAAAUGUUUAUGACAGUAACUGAAUGUAUCAUGUAGAAAGAGAAAGAUUUUCCGUGGUAGCAGGUAUAGAUGAAAAUGACACUAAACAGAAAGUGCUGAUGAAAAAAGUACUGUAGCUUGUCUCUUGAGUUACAUUUUAUUUUUGGUUCAUGUCUUUAUGGUAUAGAAAAGAUAAUGCCUACUUUGUGCUGUCACAUGUUUAGAAGAUAAAAUGUGCAAA